AUGGCCGACAACGAAUGGGACAGUGUCACCCGCAUUGGCAGUAGAGUUCGAGCCGGUGGCGGCGCUGCUGAGCGCGAGCGAGUUGUCAAAGGGAGAACUGCCCUCAACGCAGCUCAACGAUCCGGCGCCAUCGUCUUGACCGAGAAGAAGUAUGGCGGCACCAACACAAAAUCAAACGUUGAGGGACAACAUGCGACCAAAGUCGACCGUUCCGACGAUAUCGUGCCUGUCAAAACGGUCGGCAAGGAAGUUUCCCUAGCCAUCAUCAAACGCCGAAACGAGAUGCAACCGAAGUUGACACAGAAGGACCUGGCCACGAAGGUCAAUGAGCCUGUGUCGGUAAUACAAGCCUUGGAAAAGGGUGACGCCCAACCCAAUCAGCAGGUGCUCGCCAAACUCGAACGAGUUCUGGGCGUCAAGCUCCGGGGGAAGGGCAUUGGCACACCCUAUGGCGCCCGGAAGGGCAAUUGA
This is a messenger RNA of Exophiala dermatitidis NIH/UT8656, 471 nucleotides long. Its product is annotated as transcription factor. The record is from RefSeq and is a predicted model, not a curated record. Gene Ontology annotation, molecular function: DNA binding. Gene Ontology annotation, cellular component: nucleus. The transcript is spliced from 2 exons. Bases 1 to 471 code for a protein of 156 amino acids. NCBI's taxonomy places the organism in Eukaryota, Fungi, Ascomycota, Eurotiomycetes, Chaetothyriales, Herpotrichiellaceae.